AACUCACUUCAGGAAAUGAAGUUUGUAUCCGCUGGACCCGAUCCAAUUACACCCUUAGAAAUCUUGCGUAGCAACUGUGCCGGCACGGUGCCUGCGUCGGCCUUUUCCCUCUACCUCUCCGCCAGGUUUAUCCCGAUUUCGUGGGGAGGUCUUCGCCUUCUGCUUUUUUGGGCUAACGGAAAAAUGUUCCUCACUAGAACCGAGUACGACAGAGGUGUGAACACAUUCUCCCCGGAAGGCAGAUUGUUUCAAGUCGAACAUGCGAUCGAGGCGAUCAAGUUGGGUUCAACUGCAAUCGGAAUAAAGACUAAGGAAGGUGUAGUUUUGGCUGUAGAGAAGCGGAUCACCUCCCCAUUACUGUCUAUGCCCUAAUCCCUUUAGAUAUCACUUACCGGGGAAUGAAGAGCUGUCCGAAGCCUCAAUCUUUAUCUGCCUCUUUUCAGUCAUUGCUUCUCAAUCAACCUUUUCACAUGGAUACAACCAAAUUGUGAAGUUUCAUAAUGACUUGUAUGUGAUGUGGCACGAAGAAGGAGUCAAAAUGAACUACUAACUUCACUUAGCAGUCAAUCUUUGGGUGCUUAUGGCCUUUGUUGAGCCUUGUCUGAAUCUGGGUCCAACGGAGUGCAAACUCUAGCAGAGAAUUCCUCUCUUGAUGUGUAUGGACUUGAUAAAUUUUGUUUGGCAUCA
Molecule: messenger RNA, 687 nt
Organism: Nymphaea colorata (pocket water lily)
Lineage: Eukaryota; Viridiplantae; Streptophyta; Magnoliopsida; Nymphaeales; Nymphaeaceae
Product: proteasome subunit alpha type-5-A-like
Exons: 5
Coding region: 16-372 (118 amino acids)
Biological process (GO): ubiquitin-dependent protein catabolic process
Cellular component (GO): proteasome core complex; proteasome core complex, alpha-subunit complex; nucleus
Source: RefSeq, a predicted model, not a curated record